This is a messenger RNA of Staurois parvus, 1249 nucleotides long. The record is from the annotation of a GenBank genome assembly. NCBI's taxonomy places the organism in Eukaryota, Metazoa, Chordata, Amphibia, Anura, Ranidae.
AGGUAUGGUGUGAACAUGCGUUGCUUGGCAGCUCGUGUCAACUAUAAGACGCUCAUCUUCAUUUGCUCUCUCUUCACGUUGGUGACGGUCUUACUGUGGAACAAAUGCAAUGACCAUCAGUCUACCUUACCAUGGGGGCCACAGUCGGGCCUGCGAGCGGACAGUCUAGAGAAGCGAGCAGCGGCUUCGGAAAGCAACCCCGUCAAUGGCCAGCCCAGAUCUGAGGAGGCCUCCCCCCAGGAACAGCAGAAGGCUCCACCUCUGGUGGGCAGCAAAGGCACGGGCCCCAAGUAUGAGGAGAUAGACUGUGUGAUCAAUGAAGAUCAAACCAUUAGGUGCCGAAGAGAGGGCAGUGAGGUGUACAUGCCCUUCUCGUGGAUGGAGAAAUAUUUUGAGAUAUAUGGAAAGAUCGCCCAGUACGACGGAUUUGAGCGAUUUGAGUUUUCUCACAGUUACUCCAAAGUAUAUGCACAACGAGGCCCCUACCACCCUGAUGGGGUCUUCAUGUCAUUUGAGGGGUAUAAUGUCGAAGUCCGAGAUCGAGUGAAGUGCAUCAGUGGCGUAGAAGGGGUUCCCUUGUCUACUCAGUGGGGUCCGCAGGGAUAUUUCUACCCCAUCCAGAUCGCCCAGUACGGACUAAGUCACUACAGCAAGAACUUGACAGAGAAGCCCCCCCCAUGUGGAGAUGUAUGAGAAGGCAGAUGAGGAGGAAGGGGUGCUUGGUACAUGGACCGUGCCUAAAGGAGCCUCUGUGACCACCACCUAUGACAAGGCAAAGGGGAGUCACGUCAGGCAUUUUGUGGUUCCAGAAAAUUCAGAGGGAGCAUCAUUAACUUUGGGUAACACCAGAGACUUCAUUUUGUCCCUUGACUUGAAGUUCUUGACUAAUGGCAGCAUUUCUGUGGUGCUGGAGACCACUGAGAAGAACCAGCUGUUCACCAUACACUACGUGACCAAUACACAGCUCAUUGCUUUCCAUAACCACGAUGUUUAUUAUGGGGUGGGACCGCGGACAGCCUGGAGCACGUUGACUCGUGAUUUGUUGACAGACUUGAAGAAGGGAGUAGGACUGUCCAAUACCAAGGCCGUGCGUCAAACGAAGAUCAUGCCGAAGAAGGUUGUCCGCCUUGUGGUGAAGGGCAGCGGUUUCCUGGAUAACGCCACCAUCUCCACCACUGCCCACACAGCUGCUUUCUUUGCCGCCAGCGAUUGGCUGGUGAGGAAUCAGGACACCAAAGGUGGCUGGCCA